Bacillus rossius redtenbacheri is the source of this 2263-nucleotide messenger RNA. RefSeq names its product endoplasmic reticulum resident protein 44 (gene ERp44). NCBI's taxonomy places the organism in Eukaryota, Metazoa, Arthropoda, Insecta, Phasmatodea, Bacillidae. The transcript has 7 exons. The record is from RefSeq and is a predicted model, not a curated record. Gene Ontology annotation, cellular component: endoplasmic reticulum-Golgi intermediate compartment; endoplasmic reticulum membrane. Bases 435 to 1661 code for a protein of 408 amino acids. Gene Ontology annotation, biological process: protein folding. Gene Ontology annotation, molecular function: protein disulfide isomerase activity.
GCUUCUGCAUGAGCCAUACGCUGGGAGCGCGGUCUGAUCCGCGAGUGGGUGAACUGGAACAACAAUGUUGUCAACAUGGUUUGUGGGACGCACCACAGUAGCAUUCUCAAAAUAUGCAUCAAAGUUGAAUGCAUAAAACAUCGUUACCAUUAGAGAAUAAAAUACGAGCACGGUUUGGAAAAUUUAUUUUAUUCGUGCAACCCAAGGCCCUGCCCAUGCAACAACACCGGUGGUGUUGGCCCAUGUCACUGGAUACGUUUUAUAUUAUUACGAUUAAUCGAAGCUAUUACAUCGAUUGUCAAAUAAAAAUUUCUGUGUAAGGUGUUGUAAAAGAAUUUCACUAGACUAACUUUUCUGUGAUUCGUCCGUGAAAGCUAGACGUGUAUUCGUGUGUAUGGUUGGAGAUCACCGGUUACGUCAAAAUUUUUAGGGAAAUGAAAUUGGUUCAAAGAAUUAAGACCUAUAGGAUAUCAUUUUUAUGCUGUAUACUUGUGUGCCACUUCUUCUACAAUCCAACAGAUAGUGGAGCCGUACAACUAACUACCGGCAACCUCGACACAAUCCUAGCUUCCAACGAGCUGGUGAUCAUCAACUUCUAUGCGGACUGGUGUCGCUUCAGCAACAUGCUGGCGCCCAUCUUCGACGAGGCGGCCAGCAAGGUGCAGGAGGAGUUCCCGGAGCAGGGCCAGGUCGUCAUGGGCAAGGUUGACUGUGACAAGGAAGGUGCGGUGGCGACUCGCUUCCACAUCACCAAGUACCCCACACUGAAGGUGAUGAGGAACGGCCAGCCGACCAAGCGGGAGUACCGGGGCCAGAGGUCCGCGGACGCAUUCCUGUCGUUCGUCAGGAAGCAGCUGGCCGACCCCAUCAAGGAGUUCAAGGACUUGAAGGAGCUGCUGGAGCUGGACGACUCUAAACGGACAGUGAUUGGUUACUUUGAUCGCAAGGAUGUCCCAGAGUACAACAUUUUCAGAAGAGUGGCCACGAACUUGAAAGAAGACUGCCAGUUUUUCGUCGGCUUCGGGGAGGCGAGCGAGCGCAUGCACCCGCCCGGCACGCCCAUCGUGGUGUUCCGGCCCGACAAGGUGCGCUCCAACGACAAGGACGAGACCUUCCUGGGCAGCCUGAAGGUGUACGACGAGCUGAACGUGUGGGCCUCGGAGAAGUGCGUGCCCCUGGUGCGCGAGAUCACCUUCGAGAACGCGGAGGAGUUGACGGAGGAGGGCCUGCCCUUCCUCAUCCUGUUCCACAAGCCGGACGACAACGACAGCGUCAGGAAGUACGACGACGUCGUGUUGAACGAGCUGUACUCGGAGAAGCAGAACGUCAACUUCCUGACGGCGGACGGGGUGAAGUUCGCGCACCCGCUGCACCACCUGGGCAAGAGCCAGAGCGACCUGCCCCUCAUCGCCAUCGACAGCUUCCGCCACAUGUACCUGUUCCCGGACAUCAAGGAGAUGGAGGUCCCGGGCCGGCUGAAGGCCUUCCUGCAGGACCUGUACUCCGGGAAGCUGCACCGGGAGUUCCACUACGGGCCGGAGCCCGUCACGGACCCCCUGCAGCAGAUCGAGGGCAGGAAGCCCACCAGCCCCCCGGAGUCCACCUUCAAGAAGCUCGCCCCCUCCAAGAACCGGUACACGCUGCUCAGGGACGAGUUAUAGGCGUCGGCGGCUGCGGGUGCCGCCGACUCCCUCCGUUUUGUACAUUUGUAACAUGUGUACAGUCGUCGAGUGUGGGGGUUCAGCAGACGAGCAACCGUGUCCGUGCGGAGAACGUGACAGUUUUACUGAUUUAGCGUGUGCACUGGUGAUUGGUUUUUAUUUAUUUUACUUUUGUGAACUCUAAAAUAAUUUGUAUCAUAUAUUUUGAAAAAAAAAAAACACACACACACACACACACACACACACAAAGAUCCUUUGUAAGUCACAUAAAAUAUUUUAGCGUAGUAUUGAAAUAAAUUAAUCACAGUUUUGGCACACAGGUUAUACAUAUGUUCUAUAUUAAAAUUAAGGCCAUUUAUUUAGUUUUGCUGGUCGCUUUCCAAUGGUUAGUUUGAUAUGUGUUAUUUUUGAUGUGUGGUUAUCUGUUUGCUGAACUUUCACACCAGCUUAAGACAAAAAAUUAGUAUUAAUAAGGUAAAUGUGUAUUUAAAAGAAAUUUGAAAAGUUUUGUUUUGUAAAGCUUUCUAGUGAACAUGUUCUCUUUGUGAAUUUGUUGAAUGCGCAGUAAAAAUUUAUACAUUUAAAUUGCUACAGGCAAGAAA